CCGAUGGAUAUGAUGCCCGCUCACUCAGCGGGGUGUUUGCCAUGGUCAAACAAACGGCCCGGAAUUGUUGACACGAACAAAUGUUGGGGCGUGGCCCAGUCAAGCGCAGUGCAGAAAGAAAAAGAACCUUUCCCAACAUUUUUUAGCAAGUUGGCAAGUAUUUUCCUCCGGCAUUCUGCCCAUCCGGCAGCAGUAGCAACGGAAAUGUGUCAAUAGAAGCUGCUGCCUCGGCGAUCAAACAUUUCCCGGGUAUAGAUGUCGAUGAUUGAAUGUUACCAACAAAGAUGCAAAUAGUCUAAACAGCAGUCGUCGUCGGGCGGGAUAUGGCGAACUGCCCAGGUUGGCCGGCGCAAUAAAUAACCGCUAGGUGUGCUCUACUACACACACAGGUGUUGUGUGUCGAUCAGAGUAAAACCGUAAUUAUCGUUUGCCUCACGUGUUCCAAAGAAGCCAAGCAGCCAAGCAUCAAUACAUCACGCAUUCAACGACUGGCCUUACUCUACGAUUGGUGUUCGCCAUCGACAACCAAACGAAAAUUUAACAAAAGAAAAGCAAGAUAUUUUAUAAAAUGCAGGCAUUGAACUUAAAAGAGGAAGCCGCCAAACUGGAAACGCAACUCGAAAGUAGUUGCCACGAUCUCAAACUGUCCAAAGAAUGCCAUCUUCUUGGCAGAUUCCUGGAAAUUGUCAAGAAGGACAGUACCCAAGCCGCCGACGUUUACAAAUCCAACUGCCUGGCCGGCCAGGAUGGAGAGAGUUGUUACCAGUUGGGUCAGCUCUAUCAUACGGAAAAGGCAAUGGUGGAUCACGGGGAAGCUUUCGCUUUUAAUCGGAGAGGUUGCGAGCUGGGCAAUGCCAAAUGCUGUCUGGACGCCGGCCUGGCCAACCUAUCGGACAAUUUAGAUGAAGGCUGCGUCGGAAAGGAUUUGUCACUGGCCUUCCAGUACGUCCAACGAUCGUGCCAACUCGGAUCUGGCUUCGCUUGCCAUUUGCUGGCUGGUGUUUACGUCGCCGGAAUUCCGGGAAUCGUCGAAAGAGAUUUAUCGGCGGCUUUCAGGCACGAUUUCGAAGCGUGUAAGCAACUCAAUUUCCCUCCAGCUUGCGCUAGUCUACGUGCUACUUUGAACGUGACGACCAAAGCGACACUGCAUCCAUCUAGUGGCGUAUAAUGGAGGCCAUUUUUUUCUAUUUGAAUAGUUUGAAACUUUGAAAUUUGAGAGAACCUUAUUGUAGCUAGCUGACAAUACAAAAUCUCUUGAAUUAUUAUGUGACAAUUAAAUUUUUCUGUUAGU
Molecule: messenger RNA, 1291 nt
Organism: Daphnia pulicaria
Lineage: Eukaryota; Metazoa; Arthropoda; Branchiopoda; Diplostraca; Daphniidae
Product: cytochrome c oxidase assembly factor 7 homolog
Exons: 5
Coding region: 569-1168 (199 amino acids)
Cellular component (GO): mitochondrial intermembrane space
Molecular function (GO): protein binding
Source: RefSeq, a predicted model, not a curated record